Messenger RNA from Asparagus officinalis (garden asparagus), 1019 nucleotides. RefSeq lists its product as uncharacterized. The transcript is spliced from 3 exons. The record is from RefSeq and is a predicted model, not a curated record. Lineage: Eukaryota; Viridiplantae; Streptophyta; Magnoliopsida; Asparagales; Asparagaceae. The coding region runs from base 77 to 565 and encodes 162 amino acids.
GAGAUAGGAGAAGGGGAGGAAGAAGGAUUUGGACGAGUAUAGAGUGAGGAAGCAGCGGGUCCAUGCGGGGCUUUGGAUGAAGGAGAUCGAGAAGAUGGAGGAGGCUAGGGUUGCCGAUUCUACUGCCGCCGGUGAUGAUAUCGAUCGGCUUCUUGAUUCUUGCUCCGAGAUUUUUGACUCUGGAAACAUUGAUCUGAGUAAUUCAAAGAUCCCCAGCACUUCUGGGUUCCAAUCUAAGCCUUCUGGAUGGGAGACAACAACAAAGACUCAAGAUGGGAACAUAUGGGAAAUAUCUCAGAGGGAAGAGGACAUCCUCCUCCAGGAGUUCGAGAGGCGAAUCGCUUUCAGUAAAUUCCAGAUAGCAAGCUUCAUUAAAACUCAUAUUUUCAGCCGGAGAAGGCCAAUAGAUGGGUGGAAGUACAUGAUAGAGGAAUUGGGUCCGAACGCUAAAAGAGGGAAGGGGAGUGUCCAGAGGCUGCCUAGUCUAGCUGACCCAUCCACCCAACCUUUCAAGGAGGAAAGGCCAGCAAUUGCCCCCAAUCUUACCUCCAACAGACGGAGAUGAAUACAAUAUCAAUUAUUCCAGUUCAAAAUCUCAACACAAGUUCCAGUGGUUGUAUUUGAUCCUUUGUUAUUCUAGAACUUUGUCAGUACUUAUUGGACUGCCUAGAACACAAGAACUUGCUUCACUGGAUUUUUCUUGUGAGGAUUUAAAAAAAAAAAGGACGAAAAGCAGUUGUUAUGUGACAUUUGGUUGGACGCUGCAUCCCUGGACACGAGCUUCAGUUUUUGCAGCGGAGGAAGGUCGGUGUGAGGAAGUUAUUUAUGUUGGCAACUUCAUCUGUCAACUGCUGGUGGUUCUAUUUUUAUAUCUACGGGAAAGAAACUUUAAUACCUCAUUGCUGAGCUUGUAUUUGUUUUAGUUGUAUAAAAAUUCUCGUAUGCCUUUGUGGUUCUAGUACAGGUUGUAGAAAGCUGCUUUAUUUUUCUCUAUAUGCUCUUUUUUAUGGUUGUUAUUA